Cavia porcellus (domestic guinea pig) is the source of this 5338-nucleotide messenger RNA. It is a transcript of the gene Slc41a2, whose product is annotated as solute carrier family 41 member 2. Lineage: Eukaryota; Metazoa; Chordata; Mammalia; Rodentia; Caviidae. Gene Ontology annotation, biological process: monoatomic cation transport. The coding region runs from base 671 to 2392 and encodes 573 amino acids. The record is from RefSeq and is a predicted model, not a curated record. Gene Ontology annotation, molecular function: monoatomic cation transmembrane transporter activity. Gene Ontology annotation, cellular component: plasma membrane. The transcript has 14 exons.
AGGCGCGCACGAAGGCGCUCGCAGGACCGCCGUCCGCCCCGCCGCGGGUGUCUGCCACCAGGUGAAGGCCGUCGGGUCCCGCCCAGGGUCUCGGGCGGCGUGCGGGCCGGGUGCCAUCUCCUCACACAGUCGCCUUCAGGCCGGCAGAAAAAAUGUCUGUUCAGAUCAUGUGCCCAUGUUUUCAUUGGGCUAUUUGGCUUUGUGUUGCUGAGUUGUGCUGUUCAUUCGUGAGAAAAAGCAAAAACCUUGGGGAUUGGCAGCAGUGAAAGAGGAAAGUCAGCCAGCGUGAUAGCAAAGCACAUCCAGUCAUCCAGGUGCUUGGGCCGGUGUUGACUCUUCCACGUAAGGACAGAGUCUCGUUGUGUAGUUCGCUCUGGCUUUAAACUCAAAAGACCUACUGCCUCAGCCUCCCAAGUGCUGGGAUUGCAGGUUUGUGGCCUGGAGAGACUUGCUGAAGAACCGAAGAGUUGGGGAUCACAGAGGAGGGGAGCUGAUUCAUGUGUGCCGCACAUGUCUAGUCUCUCUGUGGAACUGCUAAACAUCUGUUAGUGGAAACCCUAUUUCCACAAUGAAGUCAGCACUCUAAACACCUGUUUCUGUGGUUGUGAGUCGUCUGCAUGGUUCACGAAGCUUGAGAUCGAAGGAACCCAGGGGCCUGUGUGAUGACAAUAUGACUAAUAGCAAAGGAAGUUCUCCUGCUAAUCAGACAAGCAAUGCUGCAGGUAGCGGGGGCGGUUUUGUAGAUUGGACUUUACAUUUAAAUACAAUUCAAUCGGAUAAGUUUUUAAAUUUACUGUUGAGUAUGGUUCCGGUGAUUUAUCAGAAAAACCAGGAAGACAGGCACAAAAAAGGAAACGAUGUUUGGCCAGAUGGAUUAUCAGGUGCGACCCAGACCUUCAGUGACAGAUCGGAGCAGCACCUGGUGUACCACAGUUUCUCCGAGUCUGCAUUUCACAGCAGUAAUGGGCACGCGCCGUUGAGCUGCAGUCCCACGUAUGACGACUACGCCAGCUACAACUACUGUGAGGCCCGGGAGACUUCCGAAACCACGGCCAUGUUGCAAGAUGAAGAUCUGUCCAUUGAGGCUGACGAAGACGUGAUUGUGGAAGCAAAACCAAAGUUACCAAAGGAGUCCAGUGGCAUUAUGGCGCUGCAAAUACUUGUGCCAUUUUUGUUAGCUGGCUUUGGAACAGUUUCAGCUGGCAUGGUUUUGGAUAUAGUACAGCACUGGGAAGUGUUCAAAAAUGUAACAGAAGUUUUCAUCUUAGUUCCUGCCCUCCUUGGCCUCAAAGGCAACUUGGAAAUGACGCUGGCAUCCAGGUUAUCCACUGCGGUGAACGUUGGGAAGAUGGACUCACCCAUCGAGAAAUGGAACCUCAUAAUCGGCAACCUGGCUUUGAAGCAGGUUCAGGCUACAGUAGUUGGCUUUCUAGCAGCUGUGGCAGCAGUUAUUUUGGGCUGGAUUCCCGAAGGAAAGUAUUACCUCGAUCAUUCCGUACUUCUGUGCUCCAGCAGCGUGGCGACUGCCUUCAUUGCGUCUCUUCUGCAGGGAAUAAUAAUGGUUGGUGUUAUUGUUGGUUCAAAGAAGACUGGCAUAAAUCCUGAUAAUGUUGCUACACCCAUUGCCGCCAGCUUUGGUGACCUUAUAACCCUCGCCAUAUUAGCUUGGAUAAGUCAGGGUUUGUACUCCUGUCUAGAGACCUAUUACUAUAUCUCUCCAUUGGUCGGUGUCUUUUUCUUGGCUCUGACUCCGAUCUGGAUUAUAAUAGCAGCAAAGCACCCAGCCACAAGGACUGUCCUGCACUCAGGCUGGGAGCCGGUCAUAACAGCUAUGGUCAUAAGCAGCAUUGGAGGCCUUAUUCUGGACACAACUGUAUCUGACCCAAACCUGGUCGGGAUUGUUGUUUACACACCGGUUAUUAAUGGCAUCGGCGGUAACUUGGUGGCCAUCCAGGCGAGCAGGAUUUCUACCUACCUCCAUUUGCACAGCACCCCGGGAGAGCUGCCUGAGGAGCCCAGAGGCUGUUACUACCCCUGGAGGACUUUCAUUGGUCCAGGGGUGAAUAAUAAAUCUGCCCAAGUUCUGCUGCUCUUAGUGAUUCCUGGACAUUUGAUUUUCCUUUACACUAUUCACCUGAUGAAAAGUGGCCACACUUCGCUCACCGUGAUCUUUGUUGUCGUGUACUUAUUUGCUGCAGUGCUACAGGUGUUUGCCUUGCUGUGGAUUGCAGACUGGACGGUCCACCACUUCUGGAGGAAGGGAAAGGACCCGGACAGCUUCUCCAUCCCCUACCUGACCGCGCUGGGGGACCUGCUGGGCACGGCUUUGUUAGCCUUAAGCUUCCACUUCCUGUGGCUCAUUGGAGAUCGAGAUGGAGACGUGGGGGACUAGGGAGCCCUGCAGGCCCUGCUCCGUCACCAGGGGAGCACGCAGGGCAGCCGCCUCUGGCUCUUUCCCAAAACUGCACGGAGUCGGAAGCCAUCAUUGAUGUGGCCAGGGUGAUCUUUCAUGGGCGCGAUUCCACUGAAUGGCCUUAACAUUUUUUAAGGAAUUUGUGCUAAAACCAGAAGGAACAGUAUUUGUGCUGCUUUUUUAGAAGAAUUUGUCAUAGACCCAGCUACAAACUCAAGAAAGAAAGACUAAGAAAUGUUUACAGUGAAUCAUUUUGAAACCACAGACACGGCAGUCACGCACUUUGUUACUGUUUGGGGUGUAAGGCAGAGGAGGCAGUGCUGGGUUGCCUUUUCUCUCACAGAUGCACGAACUGCAAAGCGUCCUCUAAAAUGAAGGGUACCCGUCCACGCUCUGCAGUUUUACCUGUGCCACCUCGAUGCUAGCUGGGGUAAAUUCUCCAACCACUUAAACGUGUGAGUAGAUGCGCUCAGGUGCAUGCGAAAGUAGCUUGUCCCAGUGCUGAGCUAACGUCAGCUCUGCGGUGCUGCCAGGCCGCCUGUAAACACAGAGCCAUCCUGACAGAUCCCGGUGAAACCAGGGGCUGUGUUUGAUGGCUGAUUCAUAGAAACAACGUUGCUGUUUUUCACAGUUUCAGAUUCAAAAACAAGCUAGCCUGAGCUUCAUUUGUAGAAACAAGAUGGCAAGAGAAAGUGUGAGGGUGUGUACACACGCGUGUGCAUAGGUGGCAGAGAGGCACUGUCUGGGGGGCUGGGCCCUGGGUUGCUGACAGUAGAGAUGAGAGCUCUGGGAAUAAAAACCUUACGGUUAAUCUUCAGCACGUUUAUUACCAUACGUUGGUCAUUUGAUCCCAAAGUUUACUACGGACCAGAACUUGCUUUGUUAUCUGCAUUAUAAUUAGUGCUGUCCUCUUUUACAGAAAGCUGUACCAUUGAGUAGAAUCCAGACCCCAGACAGAAUGAACGAGCAGCUCCCCAGCCCUGUAGAGGAGCCUGGCAGUCCCUUGGGCGAGCGCUCACGCCCCUCCGCAUCACCCUUCAGCACAGGCCGCGGUGGCCGUGUCACACAGCGCUGCACGUCUCGGGUGCGCGUUCUAAGCCACGUCCCAGCUUCCAGUGGGUUUGAUUUCUCACACCACAUCAUUCACUUUAAAAAUGCAGUGCAAGGCCAAACACGGUGGUGCACACCUGUAAUCCUGGCACUCAGGAGGCUGACGCAGGAGGCUCACUUAGAGUUCUAGACCUGGGCGUCAGCGUGGGCUCGAGGCAGCCUGAACUCACAGCAAGACCCUGUCUCAAAAGACAAAAAUUUAAAAAACCAGUGCAAUCUCCCCAGACCAUUAGGUAGUAAUUUAAAAUGAUAAGGGAAUAAAAAUGCCUACCACUUCGAUUACUGUGCUUGUAGUUGUUAGUGUUAGGUGUUUAUAGUCAUACUGGAGAAGUACCCUCAUUAAGUUCUUUAAAAUAAGGGCCUGUGGUUUAUUUUGAAACUUUAUUUCAUUCUUCUGCCUCACAGUGAAUCUUUGAAGGCAGAGACUGAACUAAUUAUGGAAUUUCUCCUUUGGAGAGUUACAGUGUCACAAAGUGAACAUUUUUAUAAAAGAAUGAUUACAUUUAAGCAUUUAAGUUGACAAACAUUUAGGUACAAAGAUUUAUUUUUUAGAAUAUCCAGGAACAGUGGCUUUUUUUUUUUUUUUUUUUGGAAAAGCGCCUGUAAAUCCCUUACUUACGUUCAGGCCCUGUGUUCCCAGCCGUGUUCCCUCCCGGCAAUCUCUGUUGGUUUGUGUAACUCAUGCAGUGCAGCGCAGUGGGACACCGCGGCGUGGGGCACCCACAGCACCGCUGUGCCCUGCAUGCCUGCACCCCGCUCCCGCCCGCUCUGCCACAGAGGGGAAGGAGCUGCAGGGAGACCGCGCUUGCAGCGUGGCACAGCCGCACAGUGGCCAGGCCGUGGGUCUUCUGUGCCGCGUCCGGGACCCCACGCAGGCAGCCGAGCGAGGGAGGCACAGGGUCUCCACACCUCCCCGAGUGUGUGAGAGGCAGCGAGUCCAGCUAGCUCUUAAGUCCCUAAGAUCAAGGGAAACAUAAACAGAAUAAUGAAAAUACUUUAUGAAAUACUUCACUGUGCUUUAUAAAGUAGUUUUUACUUUCCUAAUGAGGAAGUUGGAGUAAAGAACAAGCCCUUAUUCCGAGGACGUCUGGUUCCACUGUUCUUCCCCGGUGGGGAACAGCACUGCCACAGUGCUGACAACCAGGACGGCUGGUGGGAGUUUUGUCUCCUUUCUCUUUUAUUUUUAUUCAGCCUUGGUUGGAGCAACAAAUGUCUAAAAGGCAUGGGGUGGGGGAUCAGUCCCUGGCCAGCUGAGUGAGUUACAAAGGGACGUAAAUUCCUUUGAAAAUUCUUGCUGGGCCGGGGAUGUAGCUCAGCAGCACAAGGUGUCCUGAGUUCGAUUUCCGGUACUCAAAAAAAGUGUCUUAAAGUUAUUGCAGUGUUCUGAAAGCCUUCACAUACAUGUGUAGCCAGUAAGAUGGUUUCCUUUAUUUGCCCAUAAAAUAAUUUAUUGUCAAUCGUACAUAAUGUAAAUUAAUGUAUUUAUUUUUAUUCUACAUAAAAGCUUCUGCUUUCCAGGUUUGCUCUCACUAAUUUAUCAGGCACUUUAUUUACAUAUAGAGAAGCUGUUUUUAUUUUUGCCCAUCAAAAUUUUUUCAAAACUAAAACUACUCAGAACCUGAUAAAACAGAAACACAAGGUAAUGGACCUUGCGGGGGCGUCACAAGGUCGCACGCCAGGGACGAUGGACGGGCCCAGUCCCAGCGCCUUCUGCACGGGGCUUCCUUGCCCGCUGUGGUUCAGUCUGCCCAUUCACGGUGGGCACCUGUCACCUGUGAUUAGUUGUAAACUCAAAUAAAAUUUAGGAACUAUCAA